Messenger RNA from Uranotaenia lowii, 10583 nucleotides. RefSeq lists its product as uncharacterized. Lineage: Eukaryota; Metazoa; Arthropoda; Insecta; Diptera; Culicidae. The record is from RefSeq and is a predicted model, not a curated record. The transcript has 3 exons. Gene Ontology annotation, molecular function: protein binding. The coding region runs from base 6341 to 7942 and encodes 533 amino acids.
ACUACUAAACACAAAAUACAACAUAACUCAAACACUUAACAGUGAAGUACAAUGUUGUAAUCUGGGUUUAGGAAUUUAAGAACAAUUUAUAAAAAAAAAUAUAACAAUUGUUUUUGACAUCAAUCCAGUUGACCCGAGCAGCAGAGUUUUAAUUGUAAACAGCAGAAGGCUGGUUACAAUUUGUCUGUAAAACCAAGACUUUUGACCCUUCGUCCAGAUAUUGGUCAGACACAGAUUUUGCCCAGAUUUUUGGUCAGAGUGCCCAGAUUUUACAGACUUUUGAAAUUUAGUGAUGAAAUCAAUAUUCAUGUAUCGAAUAAGAUCCGUUAGUGCCAGAUUAGACUGUAAAUUUUGCUUGUAUUCAUGGGUAUUUGGCCAAUCAUUCAUUAACUUAUUUUUUUCGGCAUGGUACGUGAUAGGAAACAGUAGUAGUUAUAUGGUUCUCAACUCGAAAAUAACCCGAAUACCAGACACCCCCCCCCCCCCCCCUCUCGCUCACACGCAUCGAAAAAAUUCGUGUUCAGUACCAAAUUUGUGAUAUUCCUUAUGCACAGACACACACAGACUUUUUUCCAAAAUUGCCCAGAUUUUUUAUCCUCAACACCUGGCAUCCCUGGGGUUGCGUCUGACAUUCGUUGUCGUUGUCCCACACUACACAUAAGCGUUUCUACCCAACCUUAUCGAGGGGGGCGCAUUCUUCAGUGGUGCCCAACACAGCUACCCUCGAAAAAAGGAUAAAUCCGAGUUCGGCUGCCGAACUUAGUAUUGAGUAUGCCUAUCAGAACUUAGUUUUGCUAUUGCCCAGUCAAACUCAAAGUUGAGGGAAGCCACCGAAGUGCUGUUUUGAACCAAAAAUACUUAAUUUUGAGUUUAAACAGAAGAGCGUGCAAAACCCCAAAAGCGCAAAAGCUAUACCUGCAGCUAUACGCAUAAGCUGUGCAAUUCUGGAAGUUCAUUUGCGCCAUUUCAAAUUCAUCCAAUGAGUCCAAAGAUGUGCAAAUACGAAGACAGAUUUAAAAGGUUUAUAGGGUUUAAGAGAGGAGAAAAUAAAUUGACAUUAUAAAAAAUUAAAAUAACAUCGAAUUUUAAACGAAAAAAUGCAAAAUAUUAAAUUCUGAUGUCACAGGUAUGAAGUACCCGCAUAAAUCAGUAUUAUACAAUGACUAUUCUCAUUAUCUUCUUCCCGAGACACCCGAAAGAUUUAUUCUAUAGUUUUGGAUUAUUAAUGUAAGAUAAGGCUUAUCAUUUUUCCAUGAAAUGGAAUCGUUUGGACGCACUUUACGAUACAGGUAACGGGUCGUUAAGUAGAGUAUCCCGCAUAAACCAGGAUUGUAACCAAACGUUUUCUAAAACAAUCGCAAAACGAUUUGAUAAGGCGUAGAUAGAACUUUAGGCAAACUAUUAAAGAAAUUGUCAAAUACAUUACAUGAAUCGUGAAUUCCGAAUUGAUUGUAUUUUUAAUAUGUUGUUAGGUUAUGUAACUGUUAAAAACUGUUCAAACUCUUAUAUGGGAAAACUGUUCUGCAAACAGUUGCGCUAACGUUCAAAAACCACUCAUGAAUAACGUUUUUGUGCAUCGAACUGUUGUUGUUACAGUUAUUCUUAAAAUUUACUUGUAACUGAACAUUAACAGUAAUAGUUGUAGAACGAUUCGAAAUGACGUUCUUCGAACGUUAUGCGUACCGUAUUCUGAACAGUAAGGGCAAGUAGCACGCACACACACACAAAAGAAAAUUUUCUUUAAAAAAAUAAACUCAUUUUUAAAUUUUAUGAAUUUCUAUUUUAUUCACUUGAACGUCAUUAUUUACAUACAUAUAAGCUCCUCCAUCAGGGGGUGGUUUAAUUUUGAUCACACGGGCGGGAUGUUGGCGUAGCUGCUAGAUUAAAAGACGUACGGGAAUCUUCCCAGCAUUGAUGACACCUCCAGCUCCCGGCGCUGCAAUAAAAAAUAAACUUCUUUAGUGUAUUUGGAUCGAUACAUAUCUAAUGUUUAAGAAACUUACCAAUUACGAACAUCGCUGGUGUCCUUCUUCCGGUUUUUAAAAAAAAAUGUUUAUCCGUCUGUCGGACCCUGAUCCGAGAGGGCUUUUUUGUUGCUUCUGCUGAGUGCUGGGAGCUGGGUUGCCAGGUGCCCAGAUUUGUCUGUAAAACCAAGACUUUUGACCCUUCGUCCAGAUAUUGGUCAGACACAGAUUUUGCCCAGAUUUUUGCUGAGAGUGCCCAGAUUUUACAGAUUAUCAAAAUUGAGUGAUGAAACGAAGAUCUAUGCAUCGGAUUUGAUCCGUAAGUGCCAGAUUAGACUGAAAUCUCGCUUGUAUUCAUUGGUAUUUCACCAAGCAUUCAUUAAAAAUUCUUUUUUAAUAAGAUGAACAUGAUGCGUGGUAGGAAACAGUGUUCUUAGCGCGAUAAUAACCUGAAUACCACAGAAGCCUCCCCCCCCCCCCUCCCCCCGCUCACACGCACCAUCAAAUGUCUUAUUUAGUAUCAAAUUUGUGAUCUUCCCUGUGCACAGACAAACACAGACUUUUUUUCGAUAUUGCCCAGAUUUUUACUCCUCAACACCUGGCAUCCCUGGCUGGGAGUUGAACUGAGGGAACACGAAAGACGAAAAGUUUUUGUUUUUUUUUCUUUUCCAGUUGUCGUCCUGUCCAGUGGUGCCGGCUAGAGCGGUUUUUCAAAAUUGUACCAACAUGAAAUAAAAAAGAUUCAUAACUUUGAUGUUUCUAUUUCGCUUGUUUUCAUGUAUGCUAGCUAGCCUACACAUUAUUAUUUAUUUACAUAGUAUUCCGUCUUACGACAUAACUUGACGAACAUAAUUCCUAAAAGCUAGCCUACACAUCAAAUUUGUAAUUGCUGGUUGCUUUUUAACAUGCAUUUCUGACCCUCGCUUAGUAUCAUUAAAAUAACAAAAAUUAAAACUAUUUUCGUAAAUGUGUACUAAUUUUUGUACAAAAGCAUCUGGCAUCUCUGACAGGGCGUUUCGUUCAUUUAUGACAGAAAGGAUGAACGGUAUGUGUAACGGUUCGAGUUCGGUUUUACGAUUAAAGAAAAAUUGAAGGUAACCCGCAUACUAAAAAACUGAUUCUCAAACAGUCUCUACGAUUCGUCUACUGCUGUGUAAAUAGUGAUUGUCACUGUAAACGUAGCUAUUAUAUUGAACUUUACUUCGACAACGAUAAGAAUCUUUUAUGAACAUUAAUAUGAAAAUGUGAUGGUUUCUGAAAAGGUGAAAGAUACCAUUCAACGAUUUACUUCAGUUUUAUCAAUAAUCGUACAAAAGAUCUCGAACCGUUAUCUGUAGCGUUCAUGCCUUCUGUCAAAUGUUACAGACCUGUUCUAUGUACAUUCAAAUUUGAUCUAGAAAAAAAAAACGGUAUCAUAAAUCAUUUGGUUUCCAUUAUUAAUAAUUAAACAUUUAUUGUAAUUCAUCAUUGAACGGAGCUAAGCAAAUAUUGACAGCUGCUAGCACAUGUUCAAGUCAGCCAUUUUUGUUCCAAAAUUUUUCUUAUUGCGGCGAAAAUCAAUUGGGCACUUUUUAAAAGAUGCAAUUUAUUGGAAAACAGCUAAUGAAGCAUCCUGGGAGUGCUCCUGAGGCACUUAUUUACAUUCAGAGGAAAGGCCGAUUGCGACAUGGAAUUAAACAGCAGGGACAUGAAACUCGAUAUAUUUCGUUAUUUCGAAGGUGGGUAACAGUGCAAGUGCCACAUGAGGUGCAAGUGUUAAAAUGUGAAGUAAAUAAAUACAAUGAAUAAAGAAAUUUAUCAAAAAUAUUUGUAUCGUUAUAUUUCAUUGAGACCUUACUGACAAGCGUUUUUUAUUCUUAAACUCACUGUAAGUAUUACAGUAUUUUUGUAACGUUUCUUAUCAGUUUAAUGAUAUAAUCUAAAAGCUUUUUCAAUGGUUACGUUAUAUGAGGUACCAUUCAAAAAACAGUAAUCUUAGUACAAACGGUUCGUACAAUGAUCAUUUCGAUUUCCGUAACAGUUCGAUUGACGGUUUGACAAACCGUUAAAAAUAUGCCUACACAUGUUCAUUCUAGAAACAGUUCAAUGCCCUGAAAACGUUAUCCAUAAGCGUUUUAUAAACCAUUCCCUAACUGUUGCUAAAACAGUGUCUCCAUAUAGAAGUUUUAACAGUUUUAAACAGUAACAUAACUUAACGCCAUAUUCAGCAGACCGUCGUUUUGGAAUUCAAGAUAAGUGCAAUGUUUUUUAUGGUUUCAGAUAUAAUUUUAUUAACGUUUUUUUACACUGUUUCCAAUCGUUUUAUAACUACUACAGGAACUGUUGUGUUACAAUAUUUUCGUAUUCGGGAAUCGUUCAUAUCAUUCUAUAACCUUUCCAGAUACCAUCACGUUUUCACAUAAACGUUCAUAUUUCGUUCUUAUCGUUGGCAAAGUAAAGUUUGAUAGAACAGCUACGUUUACAGUUGAAAUCACUAUUUCUGAAACCGUAGAUGUAUCGUAUAGACUGUUUGAGAUAUGGUUUUUUAGUAUGCGGGUAACCAUUCAAUUUUUUUGCUUUUUUCUACUCAUCCGAGCAAGUUGUAUCAUACGUGGAAUCUUCACUUAAUGGUUUUCUCAUAAAAAAAUUACGAUAUAAUAUAUCGUGUCCUUUAGAUACAAUUAUUAAAAUUAAAUUAUCGAAAAGAAAAUCAGUUUUAAAAUUGUUUUUAUAGCAUUUUAUUUACAUCACAAAAAUAUAAUUUAUUUGAAAUGAAAAAAAAACACUUCACACUGUAAAAACACUGUAAAAAGUUUCGUGAUUGUGCUGAUGACCUUGUUAGUGCUGUUGUGGACUACCGACCCUCGCCCCGUUGGAACCGGUGGAGCCGGAGACAUCCGGCUAGCUGCGACUGGAAAAAGUAAUUUUCAAUUAGGAAAACUAAAAAAUUACCAAAAAAUAAAUCAAAGUACUUACCCUCGCACAACCGGAACUGGCGCCGUCGCCAAUCGAUCCAUCGCACCGUCGGAACCGGUGCUGUUCCGUUCUGAAUUCUCUCGAAAGCGUGAAAUUUUCACGAACGAAUCAGCGAGAAAAAUUUGUAUUCUGCACAAAAAUUCAACCACGUGUUAAGUGACAGCAGAAAAUUUUGGGGUGCGUUGCUAAAAUAAUCGAAUAUUAUUCAUGAUUAUUAACUGUAUCUUCCAGGCAUAAUUUUUUAUCUUAGCGUCGCGUUGCCAAAAUUACUCAAUUAGUUUUUUGGAAGAUUAAUCUUAUCUUUAAGAAAUGGUUUUUACUCGUUUCUAGCAAAGACACAUAAGCAGUGACCUAAAAUAAAUCGUAACUAUUAAUGUAAUCAGAACCGAAUAAUUCGAAAGAUGCAUAGUAUGGUUUUUAGCUAUGCGGGUAUUCAUUUAAAACGCGAGAAAAACACACUGAAUUAUUGUGCGCUGGAAUUCACCAGAUGUGCAGCAAAAUUCAUCAGAUGUGCGGCAAAAUUCAUCAAGUGUGCACAAAAUUCACCAAGUGUGCGGCAAAAUUCAUCGAGUGUGCAGAAAAUUCACCAGAUGUGCGAUUCCAACUUUUUGAUUUCCAUUUACAUGGGAUUCGAUGAAUACUUCAUAGGCCUGUUUGAAACAGUAACCUAGAUUGUUAAUUGAAAACGAGUGUGUAAAUGAAUUUUAUUCGAAAAUUUCACACACUCAUUUGGCGCAACACCUUAAACUUGUAAAAUUGACCCAUUAUUGCGAACAGCCGAGAUCUGUCAAAAAAAGUGUCGUUUCCUCGAGUCAAUUUUACACAUUAUUUAGAAAAGCUGGCUUACUAAAUAAAGGGUAGUUUUUUAACUUGUCAUUCAGAAUAUAGAACUCUUUCUGCCGUAACCGAUCUCGUUCGACGAUUCAAUGAAUCGGUUAAUGCUGAAAGAUCAGUUCAAUAGAUUGAGUUGAUUGAAUAUUUUCCUAUUCUAUAACAGGAGCAUGAAAAUGAUUCCUUGCCGAAUACAGAAAUUCAAAACUAACUGAUUUGUUUUUAUUAUUUUCUUUCCAUACUUCUGACAUUUUAAGGGCUAACAUCAAAGGGCUGACAUCGCAGAGCGGGCUUCCAAAAUAAUGUGUAGAUUUUACAUGCUUACAUUACUAAUUUUCACCUCUGCUUUGACGUACAUGCUGUGUACACUAUAAGGGGUACAAGGACUUUACAUGAAAAAGGAGUUAACCCAGUCUUUUCCGAUAACGGGUCAAAACUACACUACAAGGGGUUGCGCCAGAUGAGUGUGCAGGGUUAUCGGGCUUUUGUUUUGUUUCUUCCUUCCUCCGUGUUGAUGCUUCGUCGAUAUAACAGUAAAUUGGUCUCGGUUCACGGUAUCGCGGUGAUAAACAAAUCAUAGCGCUCUGCAGAUGGGUCUACUCGAUAUUCCGGUGGAAGUUUUCCAAAUAAUUCUAUCAUUGUUACCGUUCAAUGAGCUUCUCACAAUUUCACAAAUUUGUCAUCGUUGCAAACAGAUGGCCGAUCCUUGGAUUGUUCGUAAGGGCCGUCUUAAAGUGAACUCCAAAAUGUUACAUCACAAAAAUGUGAUAGAAAAACUCACGCGGAACUAUCUGGCCCUUGACAUAGUACCUGAGUCAGAAUCGGUGCUUCCAUUGUUGAUUGAUUCCCAGACUCCGAAACAUCUCAUAAUGAAUGGAUUUUUAUAUGACCAUCUGUUCCGGUUCUACCAACGAUAUAAGCGAUGGUUCGAGCAAUUGGAAUUCUUGCACGUUGAAAUAAACGAUCGUUUCGUUGAGUAUUUUACCAAUCAUGAGGAAGAUUAUCUCUUAGAGAUACCCUGCUUAAAAACACUUCAGUGGGCUGAAAGCUUGCUCGGGGAAAGUCGAAAAAGUAUUAAAAUUAUAGCCCAAAACCUAGAUUCGGUUCACUUCGAUGACAGUUCUCGUUAUUCCGCAAAUCUCAAAAUUUCGAGUUGCCUCAAAUUGAGACGCAUACAAUGUAGAUUAGGAAUAUUUAGUCAAUGUUUUGAACAUAUUUUCUGUGAUACUAGUUUUGAAACCAUUCAACACAUUAUGAUAGUAAACUUUGUGGGUGAUCAACUGUCAUAUUUGAAUUUUAUGAAUAACUUGCAAACGAUUUGGCUUUCGAUACAUCCAGCGGAAAUAAGCAUACUAAAUAAUUUUAGUAAAUUUAAAAAUCUCAAAAAGCUUGUCAUAAGUGUAAUGUAUGCCGAACAUCACGAAAGGGCCCAAUUGAACGUAACAAACUUAUUCCGUUUAUCGGAGGUUUUGAAUCACGUGGAGCUAUCUGAUAUGAACAUCUUAGCCACAUUGUCCUCAAUUUGUUUAGAACGUUUGACUGUGCUCAAAUUGAUAAAUGUAAAUUUGUGUGACGAUAGCAGUAUCAUUAAUAUUUUUGCUCCCAAACUGCAAGUUUUGUCCCUUCCUCUAGACAUACUCGAAAAAUUUGUUAUACAACAAAACGACUGUUUAUCCAAGCUUUGCAUACAAAUCAAGAAAACGCAUUCAACGAGUGCUUUAAAGGCUCUGUUAUCUAGCUUUCUGCACAACUACUCUAGUGUGACGCAACUAGCGCUGAAAAAUAUCUCAAUUUUCGCUAAUAUUGAUGAUUUGCCUGCUAAUAUCACGAAUGUUCGUCGCCUAGCGAUUAUGGGUCUUACAAUGGAGAUGAAAUGCUUUGAGAGGAUUGCCACGUGGAGGGCUUUGAAGCAUCUAUCAUUGUUGAGAUGUACUGUACGUUGUAAGAAUGCAGAAAAGUCUCUUGUUUUAUCAAAUGUUACUUCGGCCAAUAUCUGCGCAGUAGAUUUUGAGAACGUACACUCCAAGAAAAAUAUUAGCAGUUGUUUAUUCGAAUUUUCAUCGGCUUCAGAGGAUGCAAUCCACAUUGAGAGCGAGCCCAAGUACGAAUUCAUAGAUAAUUUUGAUUGGGCGAAUGAUUGCAGCGCAUGGUGGGCAACUCAGUUUAGCACGUUAUCUGACAAAUUUCUUUAGGCCUUUGCUUCGCUUUGUAACAGAUUGUUACCGAAGUUGGAAAUAAAUUUCCAUAAAUUUGAACAUCUACAAUAACUUUGAAAGAAAUUUUAAAGCUUUAAAUAAGUUCUGGACUCUCUAAUUUUCGGCAUUGGUUGAAAUUCUAAAAAUGACAAAUUGAAAACACAUAUGAAAAGUAUUCGAAAUUCAUAUUUCAUACUGACAUAACAAGACAACUGUUUCGACAACAAACCUUCACACAGCAAUGGGAGCAUGAACAAUUAUAUACGAGGGAGGCUGAACCAGGGCGACUCUUCAAUCCCACUGGGAACUAAACACGUUGUAGAAGUCAUCGCGCCAGAGAUGUGUGCGCAAUCGAUCGACGAGCACGAUCGGAGGUUGCCCGCUGGCGAUCACGGGAAAUACCGUUACUGUCCGGGGCAUCGAAACGCGUUUCACGCGAUAAUGGUGCAGCUGCGAGAGAUCUAACAGACCGGUGUUGUGGACAUCCAACAGAAAGUUACACUCCUCGAUGAUAAAGCGCUGAAAUGAGGUAAGUAAUCGAUAUACUAAAUUUGUCAAGUUUGUUUCACAUUUGUUUAGUGUUUUUUACGGCAAAUAUCGAUACGUACCUCGAGCAGUUUCAUUUCGGCAAUUUGUACGAAAAAGUUCAUAGACAGGAUGAAAUUAUUAAUGUAAAGGGACCUAAUGUUCUGGAAUGUGCACGCACUCGGCACGUGGGUUGUGCAUUCCUUAGACAUGAUUUUAACCGCUAGCCGUGCCAUUUUCGGAAAGAGAUUCAUCUCGGUAAGGAUUGCUUCCUGAUUUGACGGUUCGUGAAUUGUUGUUUUUAGUUCCUCCGUCUCCAGAAACCAAGGGUAAGGCGUUUCCAUGCAAUCCCCGUAGGUGGUAAGGCGAGUAAAUUUUGUGCUGUUGGAAAAGUGAAUAUGCGGGAUAUUCUUCUUGGGUAUUCUGAGGUAGUCUAGCUUGGGAGCAUCCAGUGAUAGGUAAAUCUCAUCCGAUUGAAAUAUUUCCAGAUCAAGAUGAAGCUCUCGAAGUGCUGGAAAUACUAAAGUAGAUGGCUCGAGAGCAACCAUCAUUCCUACCAGGGCUAGUUUCUCUAAGUUUAUCAACGAUUUGGCGAUCGGGCUUACAUUGAUACAAUCGGUGGCAAAAAUCGUGAAACCCUUCAACAAUUUGCAUUUCUUGCAAACUGAUGCAAUAAAGCAUUCAAGGGCAGCGUCGCUGAAAUUCCAACACAUGUAGGCCGUAAGUGAGCGGAGUGCCUUCAUGCUAUCCCAUACGCAACUCCAAUCUGCCGCAGAAUCCGAGAGAUUGUUUAGAUGUAACUCCUGCACGAACUUGAAACUCGACAGGACUUCACUUGGAAACCUCUCAUUAUCGUUGAGCUGGAUUUUCAAAACUACUGCUGUACUAAACCAGUCUUGAAAUUCUCGAACCAUCUGCUCAAAAAAGUCACAAGUCACAAACUCGAAACAGAACUUGUGUACCGUGUACCUUUCACUGCUUAUUUGGACAAGAUCUCUCAGCAGAUCGAAAUCACUUUGGGACCGUAACGAGCUUAUCUUAAAGUUGCGGUAUCUUCGUGUUGCGUUGGUCAAUUCCUCCGUUUGCCCGCCAUAUCGAACGGCCAGAUACGAUAGAGAUAGAACGGCCUUCCAAGCUACCCUCAAAUGCCAUCGUAGGAGCACUGUUGAAAAAGCCCUUUGACGAUCGGGCGGCAGAAAAUCGAAUAUCCUAUCUACUAUCUCCGGUGGCAGUUGAUCAAAACUCAUAAUGUAUUGGAGCUCCUUUCAAAUGGGUUUUCAUAAGUACUUCACAAAUUUAAUACUGCCGUGAGGAGGAAGCACUAUUUCGGCAAACAUUCCCCGCGUGAUAACAAAAGAGUUCAUCUGCGAUUAUUAGGUCUGUUCAAUGUUAGCAACGCACGUGCUUGAGUUCAUUCCCGGAUAAAUUCCGUUCAUGAUGCAUCAACAAAUUAAACGAAACUUGACAGUAAGCAAGAAACCACACACUCAGAAAAAUACUAUUAUGUAUGCCAUAAGAUUCUCUUAUGAAGUGGCGCCAUAAGAAAAAUUAAUGAAAUUCAUAAGAUUGUCUUAUGACGCGAAUGAAUUCUGAAGAUGAACGCUUACUUCAAUGAGAGGUUGUUGGUUUUCAUAAGAGAUUCUUAUGGAAACAGUAAAUCACUUUCUAAUAAGAAAAAUUCUUGAUAUUUCGUGCUGAAAACAUUAACUUUAUUGUUUGCCAAAUUCGUUUAAAAUUAAAUCCUUUAUUGUCACCAUCAGCAGCGCAUCAACAGACGGCUCCAUCAAAGUUUUUUUUUUGCCGCAUCUUAAUCUUCGACCUUUCGUUUUUUGCCGAUCAGCUUGCUGAAAAGUAAACAAAUAAUGUAUUUUAGUUUACUAAUACAUAUUCAACGUUCACACCAAAAACAUCAAAUCGAACUUACCAUUCCGGAGAUAACAAUAACAUUUGACAUUGAAGGAAAACUAUAAUAACUAUGAACUGGCGAUUGCUUCGUACUGUUAGAUGAUGAAAAAAAACUGAUGCUAUGAAUGAAUGUGUUCAUCAUUUUUUCACAAUGCCGUUUCUUCUAUUUUUCAUAAGAACAUCGUAUAGACACUAUAAUUUCAUAUAG